This is a messenger RNA of Melanotaenia boesemani (Boeseman's rainbowfish), 521 nucleotides long. Its product is annotated as gastrin/cholecystokinin-like peptide. Gene Ontology annotation, cellular component: extracellular region; axon. The record is from RefSeq and is a predicted model, not a curated record. Lineage: Eukaryota; Metazoa; Chordata; Actinopteri; Atheriniformes; Melanotaeniidae. The coding region runs from base 96 to 425 and encodes 109 amino acids. Gene Ontology annotation, molecular function: neuropeptide hormone activity. Gene Ontology annotation, biological process: digestion. The transcript has 3 exons.
UUGUGUUAUAAAAGAGACAACCUGUAUGGAUUUUCACCAGAGGCAUCGCUCUUCUUUGUUGUGAACAUAUCUCAUCCUGUCCUUGCAGAAACAACAUGUCAAGAAGCAUUAUUGUGUUAUUUGCACUGUUGGGGGCGCUGCUUGUAUCUGGUGCAGCCUCCUCAGCUGAGACCCCUGCAGCUCAAGAGUCCAAAGAGGUGAAUGUGCUAAAGCAGAUUCUGGCCAAGAGGGAGAAAAUGAGAGAUUCAUCAGACAGACUGAAGCCAGCCAUGCGGGCAGAGAGACGGGCACACCUGUCUGAGGAUUCACGGGAGAUAAUGACCAAACAGAUUAUGCAAGCUAUUUCAGAGGUGAUGAACUCUGAGUGCAUGUCAGAUCGGGACUACCACGGCUGGGUGGAUUUUGGACGCCGAGACACAGAAUGAGACUCAGCGUUAACACAAGAAUAGCUGGACUACUCAUUAACACUGCUUUUUGUUCAGACUGUACAGAAAGUCAAGGUUUUACUCAUCCUGAAAGUU